UUCCGGUAAGUGAGAGAAAAACCCUAAUAGGGCUUAGGUGGAGUAUUAAGUUGCAUCCGAGUGUGGAAGGGAAUAGGUGCAGCAUCAGCAUCAGCAAGCGGCAACGACGUUGAAUUUAUGGUAAGCACAAGAAUAAGGACGUGUCUGACACUGCUCAACAAACGUGAAUGGCGGAUUCAGAGCGAUUCCAAAAUCCCUGGAUGGCUUCCGACCAAACUGCAACCCAUGCCACGCAUUUCAGGGAACGCCAAUCUUCCAACUCUGACAAUUUGGGAAUCGGAGAGCGAGCUUUCUCUGCCUCCGGCGCCGCCUUCCUCUCCGCCAUCAUUGUCAAUCCCCUUGAUCUUGCCAAGACAAGGUUGCAAGCACAGGCUGCAGGGGUCGCUUAUUCUCAUCCCCUCAGUAAUAUGACUAGUCGAAUGGCUUGUUUUGGCCCAAAUAUGAUGUUUGCUGAUUUAAGAUGUUCUCCGUCAUGCAACCGGGCUGGAAUCCAAGGCACAGUGUCAAUUUGCCCUCCUGACUGUUUUCGCUACAAAGGAACAUUGGAUGUCCUCUACAAAAUUAUACAACAGGAGGGGUUUGCUAGACUAUGGAGAGGCACAAAUGCAGGCCUGGCUCUUGCAGUGCCAACGGUAGGGAUUUACCUUCCUUGCUAUGACAUACUUCGCAAUUGGCUCGAGGGAUUCACAGAUAAAAAUGCACCAACUGCAACUACUUAUGUACCUCUAGUGGCUGGUUCAUUGGCACGCUCUCUAGCUUGCGCAACUUGCUAUCCUAUUGAACUUGCUCGAACUCGUAUGCAGGCAUUUAAAGUGACUCAAAUUGGUAAAAAGCCUCCUGGAGUGUUCCAGACUCUUCUAGGUGUUGUCUCGCAUGUCAAGAGCACAAACAGUCCACAGAACAGCUUGCAAGGUUAUCGUGUUCUGUGGACUGGCAUGGGAGCUCAACUUGCUCGUGAUGUACCCUUCUCUGCUAUUUGUUGGUCGACACUUGAACCUACUAGAAGAAAACUUCUUAGUUUGGUUGGAGGUGAUGAUGCCAAUGCAUUGAGUGUUCUUGGGGCAAAUUUUGGUGCUGGUUUUUUUGCGGGUACUUUAGCAGCUGGAGCUACAUGUCCGCUAGAUGUUGCAAAAACUCGAAGGCAGAUUGAGACGGAUCCUAUUAGGGCAUUGAAAAUGACCACAAGACAGACAUUGAUGGAGGUGUGGAGAGAUGGAGGCUUGAAAGGAUUGUUUACUGGUUUUGGUCCUCGAGUCGCUCGAGCAGGCCCCUCCGUUGGAAUUGUGAUUUCUUUUUAUGAAGUUGUAAAGUUUGCUCUACAUCAUCGGUACACAUCAUCAUGAUUGGAUCCUUGUUCUGCACACUUUUUUUUUGCUGCUAAAGCGCUUUUUAUUCAGAGCCUCUGGAGAUUGCACGGCAUUUUCUUUUGGAAUGGGAGUCAUUCUAACUCUUCCUGACCAUAAACUAACAACAUACUUGACUAGGAAAAUAACCAGGCAUAGGACUCACUCUUAGGUUUUUGAGCUGUGUUUUUUUUUUUUUGCUGCUUUUGACAAGCAGAAAUUUUGUUACGCUUGGGAAUCUCCCCUGAAGUAAAAUCCGAAUAAAUAAUAUGUGAACAAGCGGAGUUUUUUCCCCCAAAAAUGCUACAGGCGCUCUAAAUGUGACAGCUAUGCUUAGCUAAUUAAACAGAAGGAAUUUUAUUUUUAUUGAUUUUAUAUA
Messenger RNA from Cajanus cajan (pigeon pea), 1722 nucleotides. NCBI's taxonomy places the organism in Eukaryota, Viridiplantae, Streptophyta, Magnoliopsida, Fabales, Fabaceae. The record is from RefSeq and is a predicted model, not a curated record.